AUGACCGACCAAGACCAGAACUUAGACGGCGAGGUGGGGGAGAAAGAACAUCGAAUGUGGCGCAAACCGCUUCUUAUGGCUAAUGACUGUGGCAGAGAACCGCUUCUCAACCGAGCCCCGCUCGCAAAUUAUCAUUGGCCACUUCUCUUUUUUCCACACACAGAAGAGGCAGAAGAGGGAACCCUAGCGGCACACACUUUCUCGAAUUCGUCAAGUCAACUUGCACCAUCCACAACUGGCAAGAUGAAGUUGAACAUUUCCUACCCUGCCAAUGGCAGCCAGAAGCUCAUCGACAUUGAUGAUGAGCGCAAGCUCGCCGUCUUCAUGGAGAAGCGCAUGGGCGCCGAAGUUGCUGGCGACUCUGUCGGCGACGAGUUCAAGGGCUACAUCUUCCGCAUCACUGGAGGAAACGACAAGCAGGGUUUCCCUAUGAAGCAGGGUGUCAUGCAUCCCGGCCGUGUCCGCCUCCUGCUCUCCGAAGGCCACUCCUGCUACCGCCCUCGCCGCUCCGGCGAGCGCAAGAGAAAGUCGGUCCGCGGCUGCAUCGUCGGCAUGGACCUGUCCGUCCUGGCCCUCAGCAUCGUCAAGCAAGGCGACAACGACAUCCCCGGCCUGACCGACGUCGUCCACCCCAAGCGCCUGGGUCCCAAGCGUGCCACCAAGAUCCGCAAGUUCUUUGGCCUCACCAAGGAUGACGAUGUCCGCAAGUACGUCAUCCGCCGCGAGGUCCAGCCCAAGGGUGAGGGCAAGAAGCCUUACACCAAGGCCCCCAAGAUUCAGAGACUGGUCACCCCCCAGCGUCUCCAGCACAAGCGCCAUCGCGCUGCCCUCAAGCGCCGCCAGGCCGAGAAGGUCAAGGACGAGGCCAACGAGUACGCCCAGAUCCUUGCCAAGCGUGUCGCCGAGGCCAAGGCCCACAAGGCCGAUGCCCGUAAGCGCCGCGCCUCUUCUAUGCGCAAGUAA
Messenger RNA from Metarhizium acridum CQMa 102, 963 nucleotides. The record is from RefSeq and is a predicted model, not a curated record. NCBI's taxonomy places the organism in Eukaryota, Fungi, Ascomycota, Sordariomycetes, Hypocreales, Clavicipitaceae.